AUAAAAUAUUCUUUAACUAAAUAUAAACACUACAAAUGAAGAAUAAAGCUUUUGCAUGGGUUAAAAAGCAUACUUACCUGUAGUUUUCUUAAUACUGUAUAGCGAAUAGCGUAAUAGGUAGAUAUGAACGUUUAUAACAUACGACAGCUAAAACGGUAAAACCAACAUAUUUUAUAUUUGAAGAAAUGUAAAAGGAUGUCUAGGUUUUAUAUUUGAAAUGCAUUUUAAUUGACUACUUACAAUCAAUUGGUUUUGGUCAGUGUAGUAUACUAGAGUCUAAUGUGACGACUUUGGCGACUAUGGGUAUUGCAUUUUAAGAAAAAGUACCAGGAACUUUAUUAUACCCACUGUUAAUUUCGGAUGAUAGAAGCUAUAAAAACGAUAGGAAAAGAAAGUUGGAAUUAUAUCAUGGAGAAUACGUUCAACAAAGAUUGACACGGAAAACAAUGCGUGUAGAGAUUUGUGUGUCCUGAACUGGACCCCAAACUUUUAUGAUAGUCCCACGUUUUGAGAGUACGGUUAAAAUCAUUUGGAUAUGCUUUUUGACUCUACUCUUUUUUUUUCUGAUGCAUGUCUUACCAUAAUUAAAUUACGCGUUAAAUAUGGAGUAUAUACUGCCUAUGAUACAAGAAUCAGUAUCAGUGUGAAACUGGUGAGUGAUACUGAUAAAUAAACAAAACCAACAUUAGUGAGUGAUACUGAUAAAUAAAACCAACAUACUAAAAUCAAAAAAGGGUUACGAUGGUUAAAGCAUUCGUGGUAACAUUUCUUGUAAAUGAUUCUUAUGAUACUAGAUUACGUGAAUGAUUCGAAGUUGCGAAGUAACUCGACUGUCUGUCCUUUGGUCUAGGUCGUAAGGAUUUUAUCCAAAUCACCCAUGCAUUGUGUUUACUGCUAUGCCUAUUUAGGUAGAUAAAUGAAAUAUUUAUUUAAAAAUAAAAGAUUACGUAACUUCCCCUUUCGUUCGAUAAUCGAACUCCUCUUCUGAAAUUACAAUGGUUCAGAUCAGCAGUUCUAGCUAGCGUUGCUUUCAAUAUCAAAUUUGAGCCUUAUCAUCAGCAUAUAUAUCGCAUGCCCAUGUACGUAUAUAUUACUCAUGCAUGAGUAUCUUUUUAGUGCGUAAGUAACAAUCAAUAAAUCGAUCAUGACAUGGAGAAACAAGAGACAAAUUAGCUACCUUCUGUCGUGAGGACAUGUGGAAAGGAUUCACCAAAUCAGAACACAAAAGUCAAUUUACCAAAAAAAAAAAAAACACAAAAGUCAAUUCAUUUCAUGGGUUUAGAAAUUCGUCUUAUGAGUUAUGAGGCCGUAAUAUGGGCCAGGCCCAUUACGUUAAACCCUUCUCCGCUUCGUUCUCCCAUUUCUUUCACUGACGACCACCACGGCGGGAGAUCUUCCUCUGUCUCCUCGCUUCUUAUCUUACCGUAACAACCUCAUACCUCGCCGGAGAUCCUACCAGAAACAACUCGAUGUGGCUGAACCGGACAGCUCCCAUCCGGUAUCUGAGAUCCUUCCGAAAAACUCAAAACGCGCCAUGGAUGAGCUACACUGUUGCGUUCUACUCAGAUUCCGCGGAGGAGGAAGAAAAGGUCGCGCCUUUGCAGGAGACUAGAAUGAGAGAUAGGUUUACUCUAUACGCACGUGGCGGUGAAGGUGGCAGUGGUUGUUCCAGCGCCCGCAAGACCCGUACCGAUCGCUACGGCAAACCAGAUGGUGGGAAUGGUGGGAGAGGAGGUGAUGUGAUUUUAGAAUGCACACAUGCAGUUUGGGACUUCAGCGGUUUACAACCUCAUGUUAAAGGUGGGAAGGCUGGGCAUGGAACUUCCAAGAACAGGAUUGGAAACAGAGGAGAAGACAAGGUCCUUCAAGUCCCCAUUGGGACAGUGAUUCAUCUUCAAGAAGGUGAGAUUCCGUCUCAGGUUCAAGCUGGCUCUCCCACAAGUCUGGAUCCAUGGGACCUUCCUGGCACACUGGUUGAUGAUCCUGAACCAGAGGAGACCUCCGACGUUAAUCAAGAUUCUUCUGUUCAAGUUGAAGCUGAGGACGAUAUUGUAGUAGACACGCCAAUGGAAGAUGAUUUUCAAGACGAUGUUGAUCAAGUAAAGUAUAACGUUGCGGAGCUGACAGAACAAGGCCAGAGAAUACUCAUCGCACGUGGUGGCGAAGGCGGUUUGGGCAGCGUUUGCGCUACACGUUACUUAAGAGGCACCAAGUUCGCUAAAACAGCCCCUAUAAGGACAAUGGAGGACGAUUCCGAUGAUGGAGAUGAUAAUGGUCAACGCUCGAGUAUUAAAUGUGGCUCUCUUGGUACAGAAGCUGUCCUGAUACUAGAACUGAAGAGCAUCGCUGACGUUGGUCUCGUCGGGAUGCCAAACGCUGGUAAAAGCACUCUCCUCGGCGCGCUCUCCCGCGCUAAACCGCGUGUAGGCCACUACGCGUUCACGACGCUCCGUCCCAACCUAGGCAACGUCAGCUACGACGACUUCUCAAUGACGGUAGCCGACAUCCCAGGGCUUAUCAAAGGAGCUCAUCAGAACCGAGGGCUAGGCCACAACUUUCUCCGCCAUAUAGAAAGGACCAAAGUGUUGGCCUACGUUGUGGACUUGGCGUCGGGGCUAGAUGGGAACAGAGGAGUGGCGCCGUGGCAGCAGCUGAGAGAUUUGGUGAUGGAGCUCGAGUUUCAUGAGGAAGGGCUGUCUGAUAGGUCGUCUUUGAUCGUGGCGAACAAGAUAGAUGAGGAAGGGGCGGAGGAGAGGUUGGAGGAGCUUGAGAGGAGAGUGAAAGGUGUGAGGAUUUUUCCGGUUUGUGCGGUUCUUGAAGAAGGUGUGGCUGAGCUUAAAGAUGGUUUGAAAAUGCUUGUAAACGGUGGUGGUGAGGGGUCAGAGUGAUUGAAAUUGGAGAAUAUAUGUGUUGACUAGUUUAGUUUUUUGUAUCUCUUUGAGUUAUUUCAGUAGAUAGACCAACUGAAAAUUUCAUGUUAUAGUGGCUAUACUGAUGUGUUGUGUGAUGAAACAUUUUCACGGUUUCUAUUGUGAUCUUUUUAAAUUCUUGAUCGUUUUAUGUUAUAGUGGCUUAGGUUGCUAAUUAAAGAACGUAGUCGUUGCAUUAGGUUGUUUCUUACUUGUAACAUAAGUUUCUCGGAGGCACAAGAUAUCAUUAGGGGGUUUAGUACUACGUGGAAGAAAGGUAUACACAUAUCUAAUGUCUUUAUCACAAGGAACAACUUGUUAGAAACACUCCAAUUAGAUUAAUAGUUUUGACAAAAGAGAGUUAAGUUAGAUAAUGAAUAAUAGACGUGCAGGUUGAAUGAAUUUAUCAUAAUAUACAUUAUCCUGAUUUAAUAUCUGCAAUUAAUCGCACAAUCUAAUGUCUUUAUCACAAGGAACAACUUGUUAGAAACACUCCAAUUAGAUUAAUAGUUUUGACAAAAGAGAGUUAAGUUAGAUAAUGAAUAAUAGAUUAAUUAACAGUUUUGACAAAAGAGAGUUAAGUUAGAUAAUGAAUAAUAGACGUGCAGGUUGAAUGAAUUUAUCAUAAUAUACGUUAUAAAUAUUCAUAUUAUGUCAAAAAUGAAAGUGUACAUUUUCUAAAGAGGUAUAGUAAGCAGAUGAAACAGGCACGUUUCAUGCCUCUUAUUUUGGUUGGCUGUCGUAACUCCUUGUUGCGUGUACGACUUUUUCGUAUUCCUUAUCAAUUUGACGUGCUCCAUCAUUUUUUGAAACUCAAAUAAAACAUUAGACUAUUUUCUUGCAACUGGUAGAGGAAAUUUUCUAAAAAAUAGUGGACAAGUUGGUUGUGGAAAACUAUUUAACAGUUUUUAUAUACGAUAUUUUUAAUAUAAGAUAUGUUUAUUAUUUCUCUCAAUAAUAUUUUAAGGUUCUAAUUAAAAUAAAUAGAAGAAUCACUACGAAAUGCUCUAUAUGAUAGAUAACUUAUUCUAAAAGCAUUUGAUUUUAUCCAUACACGGAAUGAAACGUGUACGGUGUAUACAACACCGACUCUUUCCCAUCUCUUAUAAAUAGGUGGUCAUUCCCUUUGUUCAAUUCACAAGACAUAAAGCAAUCAAAAGAAGAAGAAACAAAAACAAAGUACAACUUUAAAUCAAAGAGAAGAGAAGCAAUGGCAGGUUCUAACUGUGGAUGUGGUUCCGGUUGCAAAUGCGGUGACUCUUGCAGUUGCGAGAAGAACUACAACACGGAGUGCGACAACUGCAGCUGCGGAUCAAACUGUAGCUGUGGGGACAGCUGCAGCUGUUAAUGUGGUGUAAAUCACAUGUAUGCAGGAAAACUGGUGGAAAAUGUGUUUGAUGUUAAGAGAGAUGUGUGUGUGUUUGAAUAAAGAUUUGGCAUAAUAUGUUGCGUAAUAACUCUCUUAACCUUGACUUUUUCCUGCUUCUAUGUGUUGAUUGUGUGAUUGUGUAAUGUUUUCAUUUGUAACUUAAAGAAAACCAAAAAAAUAUAUAUAUAUAUUGACU
This is a messenger RNA of Brassica rapa (field mustard), 4474 nucleotides long. RefSeq names its product probable GTP-binding protein OBGM, mitochondrial. Lineage: Eukaryota; Viridiplantae; Streptophyta; Magnoliopsida; Brassicales; Brassicaceae. Gene Ontology annotation, molecular function: GTPase activity; GTP binding; magnesium ion binding. Gene Ontology annotation, cellular component: mitochondrion. The record is from RefSeq and is a predicted model, not a curated record.